Molecule: messenger RNA, 3203 nt
Organism: Cherax quadricarinatus
Lineage: Eukaryota; Metazoa; Arthropoda; Malacostraca; Decapoda; Parastacidae
Product: transmembrane protein 205
Source: RefSeq, a predicted model, not a curated record
UUUCUUCAUACCUCGAACUGAGCCACGCCGGUAAAUAACAGACGACGUUCUUGCAUUCAGACUUACAUAGACCAUCACUGCAAUAGAAGAGGAGGGAUACUAACUCGAAAAGGUUUAGCGGUAUUUUAGCCUAAGAGCGUCCUGAGUAUAUAUAUAUAAUUUUAGUGUAAUCUUGGGCAUUAGAUCCGAGAAAUUCCAAUACAAUGUGUGUUUCCAACAUACACAAAGUGGAGAGCAUGACUUUAGCGGAGGUGGAAGUGAAGGGUAUGAGGCCUAUGGCGCCCCAUGCCAAGUCCCUUGUCAGCCGCUCUCGAUUCCAUUCUAUUUCCGAGUUCCGUCCCUCUGAAAUGCACAAAUCAAAAACCUUCGGAGGAGUCGCUGUGUUCCCGUAUUCUACCGAAACGUUGACGAGGCAGGAGUUGGAGAGGCUUGUAGACUCGAGGAAGAGAGAGCCCACGAAAGUCACUAAGGCUCAGAUUAAGGAGUACGGCAAGAAAUACAAGAACUUCAAUUCCGAUGCUGAUGAAAAGAGGGAAAACGCGCAUUGGUACAGAGAGGUGUUGGAACACACACAACCGGCACACCUCAUCACCAUAGUGUCAGUUGUGUACCUCGCCUUCAGACUCUUCCCGGACUCCCGCAGGAACGCCACCGAAGCCUCCACCCUCACUCGGCUAUUCUAUGUUGCCUCUGUUAGCACUGUCUUCGGCAGCCAAGUCUGGAUGACCUUCGUGUCUGGUUUGGCGCUUUUCUUCUCAGUGCAGCGACACGUGUUCGCACAGGUGCAGCAGGUACUCUUCCCGCUGUACUUCAUGUGCAACGCUGUGCUGAUGCUGGUGGCUGUGGUGACUUACACACAGCACCUCCCCACCCACCUCUGGGACACCCACCAGAUGAUGCAGGGAGGCAUUUUGGUGAGUUGCUUCCUGGUGAACCUGGGAAUCCGUCUGUACCUUGCACCUGUGCUCACCAAGCUCAUCACUAUCAAGAUUGCCAUAGAGCGUGAGGCAGGUCUUGGCCAUGAGGUGGGCACUAAUAAGCCGGGGCGUCUGGCUCAUUGUCCACAUUACAUGCGACUCUAUCGGGCCUUCCGCCGUACUCACAUGAUCAUUGCCAUUGGCAACAUGGUCUCUAUGGCGGCCACCUCUCUCCACCUCUACUACCUGGCCACGAAACUUUGCUCCGUGCAGCUGUAAAUUAUAUAAAAAAAAUGUCUUACUCGCCUCACACACAUGGAUGAUCCUAACGGUAUCCAGAACCUUCAUCAAUUAAGAUUUUUUAUCUAGUAACAUGUUACCUAGGGGCCUAGAAUGCUAUGAGCCUCUCUUAUUUCUACUUGAUCCUGCCUCUGGUGGCAGGCGUAUGCUUUCCCAAGAGCCUCUGCAACAUUGGCUGGUCCAAGGCGGAGUUCGCGAUAAUCGCGCCUGUCGUAAGUGACUUCCUGAGGAUGUUCCAACGUGUUCUCAACUGCAGUAUUUAAUGGCUACCUCUUGCCCUAUGGUUUGAAUCUACUUCCAAUUUCAAACAGCUCACAGUUCUCCCAGCAACACCACAGGCAGUAGUGAUAUAUGCCGCUGACUCCUCUAGCGUCAUCAAGUGCCGCUGACACCAAGGGCAGAAAUACCACCAGGUGAUUCUCCAGACCUCAAGAUCAAGAUACCCUUUAGGAUACUCUUAGUCUUGUUCAUUCUUAACCUUGAAAACACUAGUGAGUUCUCUUUUGCUAUGCUGCCAGACAAAUUAUGUUUUAUGGAGUGGGACUGUUUUAUUGACUGCCAGUUUAAAUGUUUCUAAUGUGACAAGGUUACUCACUGGUUUCUUGUCCGUGGUUCCUUCACUCACAAGAUAGUACAGUGUUUCCUUGCAAAUUGUAAUUUAUAUAUUUGUUUGUGAUAUGAAUGAUAAGUGUGUACAGUAGGUUGAGAAAAUUGCUGUAUAUGGCUUUCGUAAAGAAAAGUAAAUUAUGCGUCCUGAUGUACCCUGAGAUUUCAUGCGAGACUUUGUUGAUUUGUUGUCUGAAUGAAUCUGGUGAAGACGUAAUGACUUAGUCUCACACAGCCACAAGGAUCUGAUCUGCAAUGUACAUUACAUGUACAGUAUAUAUACGGAGAACACACACAACAUACUUAUAGAGCACACAUACACACACACACACACACACACACACACACACACACACACACACACACACACACACACACACACACACACACACACACACACACACACACACACGUACGCUCACUGGUGUUUUUCGGGCAUUAUUUAUUUUACACUUCUUAAUAAACCAAUUCAUGAAACUAUGGAACAAUCCACAUAUUAAAUAAAUAAAAAAGAAAAAAACCUCGUUUUUCAGUACAAUCUGUAAUUAAAUUUUGUUUCAUAUAGAAAUGUUUUAUAAAGUUUAAAUUAGUUAAAUAUUGUCUUCUAACACACUGAGUUGUGCCUUUCACGUUACAUAAUUUUCAGCGUCUGUAUAUAUGUUAAUUACUACAGACUCAAGUUAACUAAAUUGAAGUUAAAUUGUGAUAAUCGUAGAGUAAGUCGAAUACCUCACAGUGAUCACUCGAAGUUAGAACCCAUGACAAGUAGGUUCUAACCCCACCUGUACCAUGGUCAGAAAUUAUUCUCCCUGCUGGUUUCAGGUCAUAACAGAUGGCGUUAGCCACUAAGUCAUUAGCUUAAUAUUGCCCAACUUAUUAAAUCAAGAGAGAAAGAGAAUGAACUUAAUGCAAUAAAGGGAUUUUUGCAUUAAUAAAUGGACCGGAAAAUAUCUACACAUAAUAUACGUGCUAUGUAUUUAAAAGUAUAUUUAAAUACAUUUAAAGUCGUCAUGAUUGCAGUUACUUAUACGACAGUAGUAUGUAGUCUUUUCAGUUUGAUUUAAUUAUUUUUCAAUAUAUUGAUUGCUAUUGCGUGUGCGUUAGUUUACAUACUUCCGAAAACCUCUCAUUCAACCAUUUAUUCUCUGUAUUAACAUUUGUCUUCCAAAACCUUUCGUAUUCUUCAGUGCAUUUAAAUCUUAUAAAAAAUUAUUUCUUUUUACUUUUCCUCAUUAUUAUUAUUAUUAUUAUUAUUAUUAUUAUUAUUAUUAUUAUUAUUAUCACAUUUGCUAACGUCUCACAAUUCCUAGUCGCUAGUAGUUAAUUAGUUAUAUUUAUUUAACUUGUACAAUUUAUUAUUUUAUUAAAACAGUGACCAUA